Molecule: messenger RNA, 4764 nt
Organism: Gryllus bimaculatus (two-spotted cricket)
Lineage: Eukaryota; Metazoa; Arthropoda; Insecta; Orthoptera; Gryllidae
Source: the annotation of a GenBank genome assembly
CGUCGGUCGAGUGGCGGUGGCAGUCGCAGGGGCGUGGUUCUGCUCCGCUUUGAAGAGACCGCGUUCACCGCCGCCGUGGUACGCAGCGAUGCCCACCCACUCGCAGAUAACCGCGCGAGAGUCACGCAGAAGGUGUUGGCGUUGUGUUGCUCAUCAGCCGCAGGUGCAAUGCAAACGACUGCGACGGUAAAUGUAUGAUGCAAACUGUGUGUGAUUGGAAGUCUUUAAGAAAACACUGUUGUUGCUUUUUCAAAUGGAGUGCGACGGCAAGUUUUAAAUAUUACAUCCAUUAACACGGAAUAAGUGUGCGUGUUUUACAGAAAGAAAAAAGUGUGUGAUAGUGAUCGUAACAAAAUUAAUGCAAUUAGAAGAAAGGUUCGUUCGUAGUGUGUUUCACUCGAUCAAAGAAGUAACUCCUUAUGUCUAGACUGAUCAUAUGAUCCUUCAUGACCUCAAGAAACGGGAUUUGUAACUUUCGUUUUGUUUUGCACAAAUGAUAAUAUUUCACAUGACAGAUCUGUGUCAUUGCAUGAUAACCCCUUACGUGUGAAAAAGAAAUUGUAAAGAAGUCAUUUAUAAUGUCUGUAAUUAACACCAAAUUUGCGGAUUACAGGAAGUGUCAGACAGAUUGAUACUUUUUGUAAGUAUAUGAAUGAUUAUUUUUCGCUAACCGAAAUGUAAGCAAAACUGUUUAUCAUUGAUGAAAGGGGGAUGGAAACUACACUUUAUUAGCAUUGAAAAGCAGGUAAAAAUAUUCGAACACACGUGCUCCGAUUUGAAGUACCACAACACAAUCUAUUUCAGCGUUUCCAAAUACUCGCGAUAAUGAACGUAAACACGACGAGCAGUUCCCCGUUUCUCGGAAUCGCAGGUUGAAGUGGUCGCAGGUCGGAUCGCUCGGCUGGAAACCGGUUAGGAGAGGCUGGCGGCGAUACUCGCUCUUUGCGGGCACGAGGAAAACCUGUCCGAAAGGCGUCGGCUGAGUCGACCCCGGCAGAAGGCGGCGUCUUGAGGUGAUGGCAAGGCCUUCCGCGGGCGUUGCAACGCCGACAGGGGCGCCGGCGCUGGUGACGCCGUCGUUGUCACUGCUGCAGCGACUGUUGCUCGUUUUGUGCCUGAGCGCGUCGUGCGUUGAAGUCUCCGGCGAUGGGCCCGCAGAUGUAAUCUCCACGAGAGCAUCCAAGAAGGCUGCUGGUGACUUGAUUAGCCCGCUUGCCACUUACGACCUGCUGGAUCUUCCUCGCAACGAUGGAUUUUCACCUUCUCUGGAUGUUUUGGGAUUUCAAAGUCUUCCCGAUGACUAUUCGAAACCACCUCCAGAUUUGAUUUCUUUCGAUCCACAUCUUUCAUCACCACCUCCGUCUCUAAUUCCAAGCUACGUAUCCUCAGCAUUGCCCUCAUCAUCCCCAAUUUCUUCCCAUGUAGUCUCACCUUCAUCCUCAUCAGCUUCAUUUCCUUCCGAUGUCUCUACACCAUGCUCAACAUCUCUAACUCCUUGGAAUGAGCCAUCAGCAUCCUCCUCCUCUGAUGUCUUUGGGGCCGUAACUACCGCUCCAACUGUUAACUCCCCCCACUCACCGAGUAAAAUCACACACAGUGACACGCUUGAGGCCACCGCACUACCAAAUAUUACAACGUCCGCAUCACUGGAUUCGGCCAAGUCUGCCUCCGAGGCUUCGGUCCCCGAAGGCGGUGAAGAAGUGGAAUCCGAGCCCUACGACCUCGCCCGGGGCCCUUUGUCCUGCUCCGACGUGUGGCCGCUGCUCAGGAAGAAGGACAAGGGCCGCUGCUCGUAUCGGUGGGCUGCUGGCGCCGAGUACCCGGAGGUGCUGUGCGAGCUGAUCGGCGGCUACAAGCCCAUCGCCGGGAGCUUCACCACGCUCAUCCACAACGCGGCCACCUACCAGGUGACGUCGACGCGCGUGGGCGACGCGCCUGGGCCCGCCGGCGGCUGGUGCGCCUUCCAGACGCGCUUCGAGCUGCGCAAGGUGGACGCGCUGCCCGCGGGCGUGCCCGUCAGCGCGGACGAGGCGCUGCUGCAGGCGGCGCAGAGCGAGCGCGGCGCGCACAGACGCGAGGGCGACACGCUGCUGGCGCUCGUCUCGCAGGUGACCGCCGCUUCUAAAGCAUCCGUAUCAUCUUUGACACAUCCGCAACCCAACGACACGUGCAAACCGGAAGUGUGGGUCAUCGCGUACACGAAACGGGUGGGCGUAGUAGACCUGUACUUCAACCGCGCGUGGCGUGUCAUCAUGGAGUUCAACCCGGCCUACAUGACGCUGGCCAACUUCCUACUGGGCUACCUGCGGGAGGGCGCGGCGGUGGAGGAGCUGGAGGUGCACGGCGGCGAGCGCUGGGACGGCGCAGACAUCCUCCCGGUCGCCCUUCGGCGCCUGCGCGCCCUCGACUUCUCCAGGAACGGCCUCACCUCCUUCGGCACAGUGAAUUUCGAGAGGAUGCCCAAUCUGCAGCACCUGAACCUCUCCUACAACAACUUGGCGUCCGUGCCGGGCGGCGUGAGCCUGCUGCGAGGGCUGCGUGUGCUGGACCUGUCGCACAACCCGCUGGCGGCGCCGCGGCUGAUGCCGGCGCUGCGGCCGCUGCUGCAGCUGCGCGUGCUCAACCUGUCCGGCACGCCGCUGCCCGGCCUCGACCCGCUGGUCCCGCGCGAGGAACCUCUCGAGCCGCCCACGGCAGCCGGACGCGCCCUGUAUCCGCAGUUGGAGGUUCUCGACGUGAGUACUUGCAACAUAUCCGACGUUGCGUCGGCAGGUGCUCGUUGCUUGCUCAGGAAGGCUCGAAGGCUGCACACCCUGCGCCUGGCGAACAACCCCCUCGCGGCCGUCCCCAGCGACUUCGUUGAGCAGCUCCCUUCGCUGCAGGUGCUGGACCUGUCAGGGUGCAGGCUGACGCAGCCUCCGGGCCUCCGCCUGUGGCCGGGCGCGCGCCUGCAGCUGCUCGACCUGUCGCGCAAUGCGCUGUCGUCGCCGGCGGGGGCGCUGUCAGCGCAGGGCGGCGGGGCGGCGCUGCUGGACGUGAGCGGGAACCCGCUGCGCGGCGAGUGGGGCGCGCACGCGUUCGCGGCGCUGGGGCCCCGCGCAGCCGUCAACCUGUCGCGCACGGAGCUGACGGCGCUGACAGCGACCAUGCUGCGCGCCCUGCGCCCGCUGCGCCUCGUCGACCUCGGCGCCAACCCCCUCGACUGCGCCAAGUGCGCCACUCGCCACCUGCAGCAAUGGCUACGAAAUGGCACUGGUGAGCAAGCACGACCGUCCGUGGGUUUUGGGCGAACUGCUGCCGCGGCUGGAGGGCAGCAACCCACGCUACCGCCUGUGCCUGCACGAGCGCGACUUCCCCCUUGGAUCCCUCAUCGUGCAGAACAUCGUGGAGUGCAUGGCGCGCAGCCGACACACCAUCAUGAUCCUCACGCCCGCCUUCGUGGGCAGCCAGGUAGGCUCCUCACGAUCCUCACACACCCCUUCGUCAGCGGCCAGCUUCGCUCAUUGGCUCUGGCAAAGAAUCCAUUCCUGGUGCUCCUCACACACGCCUUCGUCGGCAGCCAGUGGUGCCAGUGGGAGCUGGAGAUGGCGACGCACCGCCUGCUGGAGGGCGCCGGCCGGGACUUCCUGGUGCUGGUGGAGCUGCAGCCGCUGGACGCCAAGGCCCUGCCGCGCCUGCUGCGCUUGCUGGUGGAGACGCGCACCUUCCUGCAGUGGCCGUCGGGGUGCGCGCCGGGCGGGUGCUGCGGGCGUGGCGCCGAGGGGGCGGAGGAGGCAGCGUGGCGGCGUCUGCGGGCGGCGCUGGGGCCCCCCAUCAGGCGCUCGUCCCGCCACGGCCCUUCCACUCCCGUCCUUCCCAAGCCCGCCCUCCCACCAAACCUCGCCCCCGCCAUCGACGACAAGGCCACCGUGGCCUUCGUCAAAGACAAAGAUCCCCCUCUGAUCGGAGGGGAUUUUCCUUCCAAAAAUUGCAUCGCUCUAGAUGUGUGAUGUUUAUCUGAGAUGGUCAGGUAUUAUUGAGCAUCGUGCUACUGGCGUUUGUAAUAAAACAAACUGCCAUCUAAUGGUCAAGAGAAGUGCGGCGUGAACUUUGUAACGUGUCGCAGAGUAGUUCAUAUUCAUUUCAAUGUAAGAGUACUUUGUGUAAUGCAUUUAUUACGUACAUCAAAUUGGUUGGCUGCCUGUAACAAAAUAUAUUUUCCUGCGCACACAUAUUCAUUUCUAAGCCUAGUCGAACUGAAUGAGUUAAAAUUCUGCCAUUUUGAAUAGGAUUUUGGCAAUUCACGCUUGCUGUGUUUCCUCUCCGAAGAUAUUACUUUCAUCGAAAUGUAGCGUGUGAGCUUUAAGAAUUAAUGAUAACAUGAAAUGUUUGAUUGAAAUGAAAAUCAUUGUUGAUGAACAUUAGUAGUAUUUGGACAUAUGUCUAAGAGAAUUAUUGAGAUAUGAAACUAAAAUGGCUGAUACUGAGAUGAGGUUAUCGAAUGUAAUAAUGGAAAGUUUUAUUAAGUAGGCAUACAAUUAAAGUGGAUUUUGCCCCUGGAUGUUUAAGACCGUAUAACUGAUAUCUGAAGAAUCUGUAUAUAUGUUCAAUUGUGUAUCAGAAGGUGGUUCAAUGUGUUUCUUACUUCAUUAACAAAAUGGGCCUAAAUUUAAAUAGAUAACUCCUGUGCAACAGUUCUCUGCAACGUCAAUAUUGACUGAUUUUCUUGACAAUUCAAAACGAUAUUCUAUUAAAAACCUAUGAGUUUUGUGGUAACAUUUAAAA